UCGGCGGCCCGGCCGCGGCGAAGGUCAAGAUGGAAGAGAUCCUGAGGAAGCUGCAGAAGGAGGCGUCCGGGAGCAAGUACAAAGCCAUCAAGGAGAGCUGCACCUGGGCCCUGGAAACCCUGGGUGGUGUGGAUACCAUUGUCAAGAUCCCUCCACACUUGCUGAGGGAGAAAUGCCUGCUGCCUCUCCAGUUGGCUUUGGAGUCCAAAAAUGUGAAGCUGGCCCAGCACGCCUUGGCAGGGAUACAGAAGCUGCUGUCAGAAGAGCGGUUCGUAUCCAUGGAAACGAACUCUGAUGAGAAGCAGCUGCUCAAUCAGAUACUGAAUGCUGUGAAAGUGACUCCUUCCCUCAACGAGGACCUGCAGGUGGAAGUGAUGAAGGUUUUACUCUGCAUCACCUACACCCCGACCUUUGACCUGAACGGGAGCGCAGUGCUGAAGAUCGCAGAGGUAUGCGUUGAGACUUACAUAUGUAGCUGUCACCAACGCAGUAUAAACACUGCUGUGCGGGCAACUCUCAGUCAAAUGCUGAGUGACUUGACCUUACAGUUACGACAAAGGCAGGAGAAUACGAUAAUUGAAAACCCGGAUGUCCCACAGGAAUUCAGGAAUCAAGGGUCGACGGUCGAGGCCCUCUGUGAUGACCUUGUGUCUGUGCUCUCUGUUCUGUGUGAGAAGCUACAAGCCUCCAUCAGUGACAAUCAGCAGCUACAGCUCCUGUUCCUGGAGUGCAUCCUGUCCAUCCUCAGCAGCUGCUCCUGCACCAUGCACCUGCACAGAGGCUUCACAGACCAGAUCUGGAAAAACCUUUGCCCUGCUCUCAUCGUGAUCCUGGGCAAUCCAAUUCAUGACAAAACCAUCACCUCUGCUCACAGCAGCAGCGCAAGCACCAGCAUGGAGUCAGACUCUGCCUCUCCGGGGGUGUCUGACCAUGGCCGGGGGUCAGGCUGCUCCUCCAUUGCACCAGCCUUGAGUGGGCCUGUGGCUCGGACCAUCUACUACAUCGCAGCUGAGCUGGUGCGGCUGGUGGGCUCAGUGGACUCCAUGAAGCCCGUGCUCCAGUCCCUCUAUCACCGCGUGCUGCUGUAUCCCCCACCCCAGCACCGGGUGGAAGCCAUCAAAAUAAUGAAGGAGCUACUUGGGAGCCCACAGCGUCUCUGUGAUUUGGCAGGCCCUAGCUCCAUCGAAUCAGAAUCCAGAAAAAGAUCAAUUUCAAAAAGAAAGUCUCAUCUGGAUCUUCUCAAACUCAUCAUGGAUGGCAUGACAGAAGCAUGCAUCAAGGGCGGCAUCGAAGCGUGCUAUGCCGCCGUGUCCUGCGUCUGCACCUUGCUCGGGGCCCUUGACGAGCUCAGCCAGGGCAAGGGCUUGAGUGAAGGUCAGGUCCAGCUGCUGCUGCUGCGCCUUGAGGAGCUCAAGGAUGGAGCAGAGUCCAGCCGGGACUCCAUGGAGAUCAACGAGGCCGACUUCCGCUGGCAGCGGCGAGUCCUAUCCUCGGAACACACUCCAUGGGAGGCGGGGAAUGAGCGGAGCCCUGACAUCAGCAUUAGUGUGACCACGGACACAGGCCAGACAACUUUGGAGGGUGAAUUGGGUCAGACAACCCCCGAGGACCACGCCGAAAGCCACAAGAACGGCCUCAAGUCGCCAGCCAUUCAGGAGAGCAAGGAGCUUCUGAGCAAAGUGUCAGAACCAGAAGCCGUGGACCAGCCAGAUGUCGUCCAAAGGAGCCACAUGGUUGCCUACCCUGACAUAACCAACUUCCUGUCCGUGGACUGCAGGAUUAAGUCCUAUGGGUCGAGAUAUAGUGAAAGCAAUUUCAGUGUAGAUGACCAAGACCUCUCAAGGACAGAAUUUGAUUCUUGUGAUCAGUACUCAAUGGCCGCAGAGAAGGACUCAGGCAGGUCCGAUGUGUCAGACAUCGGGUCAGACAACUGUUCGCUGGCUGAUGAGGAGCAGACCCCCCGGGAUUGCCUGGGCCACCGGUCCCUAAGAACGGCUGCUCUGUCUCUGAAACUGUUGAAGAACCAGGAAGCCGAUCAGCACAGCGCCCGGCUGUUUGUGCAGUCCCUAGAAAGCCUCCUUCCUCGCCUCCUGGCCCUGCCCAGCGUGCAAGAAGUGGACUCAGCCCUGCAGAACUUUGCCUCUACUUUCUGCUCAGGCAUGAUGCACUCUCCCGGGUUUGAUGGCAAUAGUAGUCUCAGCCUGCAGAUGCUGAUGAAUGCAGAUAGCCUGUACACUGCAGCGCACUGCGCCCUGCUCCUCAACCUGAAGCUCUCUCAUGGUGACUAUUAUAGGAAGCGGCCCACCCUGGCACCAGGCACAAUGAAAGAGUUCAUGAAGCAGAUCCAGACCAGCGGCGUGCUGAUGGUCUUCUCCCAGGCCUGGAUUGAGGAGCUCUACCAUCAGGUACUAGACAGGAACAUGCUUGGAGAAGCUGGCUACUGGGGCAGCCCGGAGGACAACAGCCUUCCCCUCAUCACUAUGCUGACAGAUAUUGACGGCCUGGAGAGCAGCGCCAUUGGGGGCCAGCUAAUGGCCUCGGCUUCCACAGAGUCUCCUUUCACCCAGGGCAGGAGGAUCGAUGACUCCACAGUGGCAGGUGUAGCUUUUGCUCGCUAUAUCCUAGUUGGCUGCUGGAAGAACUUGAUCGAUACUUUGUCAACCCCCCUGACGGGCCGAAUGGCAGGAAGCUCCAAAGGGCUGGCAUUCAUUCUGGGAGCUGAAGGCAUCAAAGAGCAGAACCAAAAAGAGCGCGACGCCAUCUGCAUGAGCCUCGAUGGACUGCGGAAGGCCGCCCGGCUGAGCUGUGCUCUGGGGGUUGCUGCUAACUGCGCCUCGGCCCUGGCCCAAAUGGCAGCUGCCUCCUGUGUCCAGGAAGAGAAAGAGGAAAAGGAUACCCAAGAGCCCAGCGAUGCCAUAGCACAAGUGAAACUAAAAGUGGAGCAGAAACUGGAGCAGAUCGGGAAGCUGCAGGGGUUGUGGCUGCACACUGCCCACGUCUUGUGCAUGGACGCCAUCCUCAGCGUGGGCUUGGAGAUGGGGAGCCACAACCCCGACUGCUGGCCGCAUGUGUUCAGGGUGUGUGAGUACGUGGGCACGCUGGAGCACACCCACUUCAGCGACGGCUCGGCUCAGCCCCCUCUGACCAUCAGCCGGCCCCAGAAGGCGUCUGGAGGCUCCGGGCUCCUGGGGGACCUGGAGUGCGAGGGCUCACCCCAGGAGCAGAACCUGGAGCAGGAGAGCACCCUGAGCACAGCCCCGGUCAUCCAGCCCCUCUCCCUCCAAGAACUCGUCAGGGAAGGCAGCCGAGGCCGGGCCUCCGACUUCCGGGGCGGCAGCCUCAUGACUGGGAGCAGUGCUGCCAAGGCCGUGCUCACGCUGUCCACCCAAGCCGACAGGCUCUUUGAAGAUGCUACAGAUAAGUUAAACCUAAUGGCUUUGGGAGGUUUUCUUUACCAGCUAAAGAAAGCAUCGCAGUCCCAGCUGUUCCACUCUGUUACAGAUACAGUUGAUUACUCUCUGGCAAUGCCAGGAGAAAUUAAAUCCACCCAAGACCGAAAAAGUGCCCUCCACCUGUUCCGCCUGGGGGACGCCAUGCUGAGGAUCGUGCGGAGCAAAGCACGGCCCCUGCUCCACGUGCUGCGCUGCUGGAGCCUGGUGGCCCCACACCUGGUGGAGGCUGCCUGCCACAAGGAAAGACAUGUGUCUCAGAAGGCUGUCUCUUUCAUCCAUGAUAUACUGACAGAGGUUCUCACCGACUGGAAUGAGCCACCACAUUUUCACUUUAAUGAAGCACUCUUCCGACCUUUUGAGCGCAUUAUGCAGCUGGAGUUGUGUGAUGAGGAUGUCCAGGACCAGGUGGUCACAUCCAUUGGUGAGCUGGUUGAAGUAUGUUCUGCCCAAAUCCAGUCAGGAUGGAGGCCCUUAUUCAGUGCCUUGGAAACGGUGCACAGCGGGAACAAGUCUGAGGUGAAGGAGUACCUGGUUGGUGAUUACUCCAUGGGAAAAGGCCAAGCUCCAGUAUUUGAUGUAUUUGAAGCUUUUCUCAAUACUGACAACAUCCAGGUGUUUGCUAACGCGGCCACUAGUUACAUCAUGUGCCUUAUGAAGUUUGUCAAAGGGCUAGGGGAAGUGGACUGUAAAGAGAUUGGAGACUGUGUCCAGGGACCCGGAGCCACAUCCCCAGACCUUUGCCUCCCCGCCCUGGAUUACCUCAGGCGCUGCUCUCAGUUAUUGGCUAAAAUCUACAAAAUGCCCUUGAAGCCAAUAUUCCUUAGUGGGAGACUGGCUAGUUUGCCUCGAAGACUUCAGGAGCAGUCGGCCAGCAGUGAAGAUGGAAUUGAGUCAGUUCUGUCUGACUUUGAUGAUGACACAGGUCUGAUAGAAGUCUGGAUCAUCCUGCUGGAACAGCUGACAGCUGCUGUGUCCAACUGUCCACGUCAGCACCAACCACCGACCUUGGACUUACUGUUUGAGCUAUUGAGAGAUGUAACUAAAACACCAGGACCAGGAUUUGGCAUCUAUGCCGUUGUUCAUCUUCUCCUUCCUGUGAUGUCCCUUUGGCUCCGUCGUAGCCAUAAAGACCAUUCUUACUGGGAUGUGGCUUCUGCCAACUUCAAGCAUGCCAUUGGCCUGUCCUGUGAGCUGGUGGUGGAGCACAUUCAAAGCUUUAUCCACUCAGAUAUCAGGUAUGAGGGCAUGAUCAACACCAUGCUGAAGGACCUCUUCGAGUUACUGGUGGCUUGUGUAGCCAAGCCCACAGAAACCAUCUCCAGAGUGGGCUGCUCCUGUAUUAGGUAUGUCCUGGUGACAGCAGGCCCCGUGUUCACAGAAGAAAUGUGGAGGCUGGCCUGCUGUGCACUGCAGGAUGCCUUCUCUGCCACACUUAAGCCAGUGAAGGAUCUGCUGGGCUGCUUCCACAGUGGCACUGAGAGCUUCAGUGGGGAAGGCUGCCAGGUGAGGGUGGCAGCCCCCUCCUCUUCCCCAAGUGCCGAGGCCGAAUACUGGCGCAUCCGAGCCAUGGCUCAGCAGGUGUUUAUGUUGGACACCCAGUGUUCACCAAAGACUCCAAACAAUUUCGAUCACGCUCAGUCCUGUCAGCUCAUUAUCGAACUUCCUCCUGAUGAGAAGCCAAACGGACACACCAAGAAAAGUGUUUCUUUCAGAGAAAUUGUGGUGAGCUUACUAUCUCAUCAGGUGUUACUCCAGAACUUAUAUGACAUCUUGUUAGAAGAGUUUGUCAAAGGCCCCUCUCCUGGAGAGGAGAAGACCGUCCAGGUGCCAGAAACAAAGCUGGCUGGCUUCCUCAGAUACAUCUCCAUGCAGAACCUGGCGGUCAUCUUUGACCUGCUGCUGGACUCGUACAGGACGGCCAGGGAGUUUGACACCAGCCCCGGGUUGAAGUGCCUGCUGAAGAAAGUAUCUGGCAUCGGGGGUGCAGCCAACCUCUACCGCCAGUCUGCCAUGAGUUUCAACAUUUAUUUCCAUGCGCUGGUCUGUGCUGUCCUCACCAAUCAGGAAACCAUCACUGCCGAGCAAGUGAAGAAGGUCCUCUUUGAAGAUGAUGAGAGAAGCACAGACUCGUCGCAACAGUGUUCGUCAGAAGACGAAGACAUUUUUGAGGAGACUGCCCAGGUGAGUCCCCCUCGAGGCAAGGAGAAGAGGCAGUGGAGGGCUCGCAUGCCCUCUCUGAGUGUCCAGCCCAUCAGCAAUGCCGACUGGGUGUGGCUGGUCAAGAGGCUCCACAAACUGUGCAUGGAGCUCUGCAAUAACUACAUCCAGAUGCACCUGGACCUGGAAAGCAGCAUGGAGGAAGCGCCCAUCUUCAAGAGCGACCCCUUCUUCAUCCUUCCCUCCUUCCAGUCGGAGUCAUCCACCCCGUCCACUGGCGGGUUCUCGGGCAAAGACACCCCCUCUGAGGAUGACCGAAGCCAGGCACGGGACCACCUGGGCGAGUCUCUGAGCCUGAGGGUGGGGGGCGGGGAAAUGCUGCUGCUGCCCCCCAGCCCCAAGGUGGAGAAGAAGGAUCCCAUCCGCAAGAAAGAGUGGUGGGAGAACGCGGGUAACAAGAUCUACACCAUGGCAGCGGACAAGACCAUUUCGAAGCUGAUGACGGAAUACAAGAAGAGGAAGCAGCAGCACAACCUGCCCGCGUUCCCCAAAGAGGUCAAAGUGGAGAAGAAGGGUGAGCCGCUGGGCCCCCGGGGCCAAGACUCCCCACUGCUGCAGCGUCCCCAGCACCUGAUGGACCAGGGGCAGAUGCGGCACUCCUUCAGCGCCGGCCCCGAGCUGCUGCGGCAGGAGAAGAGGCCUCGCUCGGGCUCCACCGGGAGCUCCCUGAGCGUCUCCGUGAGGGAUGCUGAAGCACAGAUCCAGGCAUGGACCAACAUGGUGCUAACAGUUCUCAAUCAGAUUCAGAUCCUCCCUGACCAGACCUUCAUGGCCCUGCAGCCGGCAGUGUUCCCGUGCAUUAGCCAACUGACCUGUCAUGUGACUGACAUCAGAGUUCGCCAGGCUGUGCGAGAAUGGCUGGGCAGAGUGGGCCGUGUCUACGACAUCAUUGUGUAGAAGCCCACAGGGAUAAAAUGCAGUACAAGGAAACAGCAGUGAGAGCAAGCGGUCACCUGGCGAUCCAUCGAAUAGCGUUCUCACCACCACUGAAACCUGUUCUCAGUCAGCUGUUCCCAAACGAAUCAGCAUUGGCGCCGACCUGGAUACCCAGGCUAUCUCUAGAUAACACAGACGGUACUUUGGUUUUGCACAUUAUUUCAGAAGAGUCCACAUUCCUUGCCACAUUUCUAAAUCUUGAAGUUUAAUUCCCAGUGCUUUUACCUGCAGUGUUAGGGUCACUUUCAAGAACCACGCCUUUGAAAACACAUUGAUGGUCAUUUUUAACACAAUUACUGAAGAAAGAUCUACUGUUAAAUGCAGCUGAUACAUAAGCAUGCACGUAUCUAGUACCAGAUAUUAGUCAUUGGAGGCAGCUUUAAAUUUUAAUUAUGGGUUUGGUGGGCAAGAAAAGUUAGAGAAAUAUAGUCUUAGGUGUUAUAAUCAAGAAAGGUAGGACUUACUCUAAAAUUUCACAUUUCAAAAUUAUUCCUAAAUUGUUGAUAUUUUUUGGUUGGUAUUCACCAACUUCAUGUAAGGUACUGUUAUGCCUCUAUUUCCCUACUUCUGAAGGAAGAAAAUCCUUUCCUGUCAUGGUUUGGAGUCUGUGGCAUGACAGCCUUUGAUAUACUGUACCUAGUAAAUGUUCCAGAUACUGCCACGGGGUGUGAGCAGCCACUCGGGCUGACCUGCUAGUCUCUGCUUUUGCUCCCAAGGCCAAAAAGGAAAGAAAAAAUGGUGCCUUAGUCCCUUGUUGCACAGACAUUUCUAUGGUCCACAGUUAUCUAAAUAUAGUAUUUGGCUUUUUAAAAAACAAACAUUAAAAUGCAGCUCAUUUUAUAUCAGCACCCUUGGAGGAAAGGAACUCAGAUCUCCAUUUAGUGAGCGGUCUUCUCAGGGAAGAGGCAGAAGAUGUGGGGUAGGGAGAAAGCCGAAAGGGAUGGGAAAGGUAUUACAGUGAAAUCAAUUUUAGUCUUAAAAUAUUUUAUAACAUCAUUAAAUUAUGGUGUCAGCUAUAUAAGCUCUAGUCUCAGAAAAAAAUAAGACUAAAGGAGGAGGAGGAGGCACAAAAUAAAACAUAGGAAAUGAAUUUUUAACAGUUUAAAAUAUUUCUCACUGGCAGGUGAAUUUACCCUACGUCUGUGAUCUAUUAUUUUAAGUGGAUUUUUUUCCCUAAAAAUGACUAGAAAAUCAGUUUAGAAUAUAUUAUUUAUGAUGACUGAAAGUCUUCAGCCCACACACAUACAUUUUAGAGAGUAGUUAGUUGCUAUGAUAUACAUUAUAAUUUUCCUAGCCCCUAAAAUGCAUUCAUAACAAAAUGUCAUUUUUAAAAAUAAAGCAUCAACUCUUCAAUAUUGAAUUAAGGACUUACAGCUGACAGCUUUAUUCAGUGCUGGUAUUUGUAAACAGUGUCUUGAGAAUUAUGUAAGUAUCCACAAGAGUGAGUGAAAAUUGUUCCUAAGCUGUCAUGGAAGGCAGAGUUGUGAUUUAUCUAGGCAAUCUAAAAACAAGAACCUUCUUCACUAUGCCAUCUAGAAAUCACCACCACAGGCUCCAGAAGACACUCUUUCAGUUCCUCGAAACAUUCUCCUUGCCUUCCAUUUUAACUCAUUAAACAAUAAUAAUAAUUCAAGUUUAGAAACAGCUCAACUAUUUGAUGAGUUUUGGGGAUAACAAUGAGCUGCAUUCCGUCCUUUGAAAUUUUAAACUUUGUAACUUAUCUGAGGUUCAGGGCUCUUUAGUGAGCCCAUGAGUACAGCUUCAGUGAAGGGAAGUAUCAAAUUAGAGUAACUACACACUGUUUACAUGUGGCCACUUAUUAUAAAGUACAAAAAUUCAAGGGAGAUCAGCCUUUUAUGAAGGUCAUGUCCAGAAGUUAGCUGUCUAAACACUGCCCUAGCAAGGGUCCAGAGAACAAAAUGUCAAGUGAAGGCACAUAGCUCUGUACUUGCAAUUUUUGUGAGAGGGCUGGGUCCUUUACCAUUCUCUUUUCUAUGACCCACUGGAGGCCAACAUUGGACCUCCCUUCACAGCGUACUCUAAUCCACAUCCAUGCCAGAUUUCAACCAGAAAAUAAGCUAAGUCCCAGUAAUACCUCUAAGAAGUAUAUGCAUUUGUCAAAACAGACUUUCCUUGAUGCAAAUAAUCUCAACAAAUAGGACUCAGGUCAGGAGGAGCGGGGGAGAUUAUUAGGAACACUUGGUGGCCAGUCCCUCACUCUUCCUGGUACCUGGCUUUGCCUCUCUCCCCCCGCCCCCAACUUCCUUCAUUGUCUUGAACAGUGGCAGGUAUUUUUCUCUCCACACUCAUAUGGCAACAGUCAGAUCAAGGUCGAGACCACCUUUGCAGUUUGGAACAGCUAUUACCAUGUAUUUAUAGACGUGAGAUAAACACAACAUUGCACAUUGCUUUUAGUUGCCUGUACUGCCAAGUGUAUGCUACACACUAAGGCUGAAAGAUUUGCUUUCUCCUGUUCUGGUGAAGUGUGCACCAUGAAAGCAGCACCUGGACAACUCAGAGGAAUUGCUGACUGAAUGGCCCAGCCAAGUACACACACAUCAGACUGCUCCCACCACUAGGGGGCAGAGGCUGGAUGGAGGCUGUUUGAAUUCCCACAGGCACUCUCCUAGCUCUGGCUUCUCCUGACCAGCUUUUAAAUAUGCGUGGUUACCUUUUUACCAUCUUGUCUUCUCUCCCUGUAACUUUUCCAGCCUUCUCCACAAUCACAAAGCUAGGCCACUCUGACACUAUCUAAAUGACGAUAAAGACAGAUAAUGACAUACACAGUAGCUCAGAUUUUUUUUUUUUAAUGUUCUUCACUAGUCUGAUCUGGUCUCCAAAUACAGUUGACCAGUAUAGGUUGUCAAGUGAAGUGGAUGAAAGGAAUGCUUGAUUUUAAAAAGACGGUUUUUCCAUUUCCAGAGGGAGAUAAAAAGGUAGAAGUAAGGAAGUGUUUGAAUUGUCAGUGGGUAAAGACCUCUGCCCCUUUCAUGCAUGUUUGUCACAGCUCACCAUCAUUCCGUAACUCCAAAAGUACCACUAAAUUGGAACUUCCUGCCACACUAUCACUAUAUUUUUUGUUCUUGUUUUAAGAAAACUUCUACAGAGUCAGUUAAAAAAAAGUCAAAUAGCCUUAACUGUAGGAAAGUAAUACACUUAUAUAAUAGAUAUAUAUUGACUUGACUUCCCCAAAUACACCACAAUAUACAGGAAAAGUUCUCUUUCUCACAAAGGAAGAGCACUUUUGUGUCAGUACCAUCAAACUAAAGGAGGAAGGCCUUUGUAGCUCAUAACAGACAGCAGAAAGGAGGUGACAUUUGUGGAGGUGCCAGUGACUGUGAACCUUUACCUAUGUUUUUAUUUAAUUCUCACAAUUACCUUGUGAAACAAUAAUCCUCAUUUUUACAGAUGAAGACACAGACCCAGAUUAGUUAACUUGCCCAAGAUGACCAGCAAAUGGCAAAGCUGGUGGCAAGAGAGGUGUCCUGAAUUCAGAGGCCACGCUCUCUCCUCCACACCAUGUCUAAGCUCCCAGGGUAAAUGCUUUAGUGUUUCAAGGAAUUAAAUGGUUAAAAUGAGCUGAAAAUACUGAUUGAGGUCUCAGAUCUAGAACGUGGAGUGGGGCUAGGAUCCAAAUAUGGUUUUAAGAAGGAAGUGAGUGUUUAUACAUAGAAAUUUUAUACAUAUAAUUUUUUUGAAUGUUUGAAAAUAAAGCAAGCAACAUCUAAAUUUUCAUCUUAAAGUGAACCUCCAGAGGUAAUUUAGAGAAUUCAAAUAAGGUGGAAAUGAUGGGAUAUUACUGUUCAUGGCCAGCUGUUAUGCAGAAAAUCAUGACACUGUGUCUGGAAUAACAUGCACAGUUUGUACGCCUUUUUUCAAUUACCACUUAAUCACUCAGAAUAAAGUGCCCUGUAGCCAACAGUGCCUCUACUUGCUUCCUGGCAAGUAUAUAGUACUAAAAUUAUAGGUCUUAUCAAAGUUUGGAAAUAUGCAAAAUGACCAUUUUUCAAAGAAUACAUUCUCUGAAGAGGAAACCACUGGUAGAACAAGAUUAUUUAAAGAUCCAGGUACUGAGGGCAUCAGGUCAAUACCAUACCAUGUACCACAACGCCUAAAUAUUUCUACUUGCUUUGCAGACAAGGAAACUGACAGAAAGAACAUUCAACAUAUUGCAGUAACCUAAUGACAGAACUCACAUAUGCUUGGGUACCAUUAUACAAUCCUAGUGAGAUUUAGAGUGGCCUUAACAGAGCAAGACUGUUUUAAGCACUUUUCAUUGGAAAUAUGAGCUGUGUGUUGGGCAAGAUUUAUGAAAUUGGUACAGAACUCAGAAUUAUGCCUCAUCAAGAAGUUCUCCUUAUUCACUAGGGGAGCAAUUUAGAAAACUGUCUUUUUGUGAGAUUCCCUUCCUCUGUCUGUAUUGUAAAGUUUGUAUUUGAUGUGGAAAUAACAAAGAACUUAAAGUUUUGAACUAGAACACCAUUUAGAUUUCCAAAACAAUUAUUACUUCAGGGAAGAUAGACCAAAAAAUAUAUGUAAGCAUCCUCUGGGAUAGUCUAGGAGAAACUCAGCUGAGAACUAUGCUCCGUUUACUUAUAAACAGUGGUACCACUAAUUAAUUGAAGAAAACACACUACCACACCACAUACAGACCACAUACAGUCCCAUAUAGAACCUUCCCCCCACUGUCUUUGAGUAGUGAAGCAGGGGGGGCUCCAGGGAGGAGAGACUAACCAUCUUAGUAACAAUGCCAGUCAACUGCUGGUGAAUCCCAUCCAACAAUGGUCUUUCCAGCCUUUGUACUACCAAGAAUUGUUUAUCCUGUUGCUUCUUAUCGCAAAGGCUUAAGUAGUCAUUACCUAGUGUCUUUGGACUUUAGAAAGUGGUUCUCAAACUUCAGCUCACAUCAGAAUCACCAGGUGAGCCUGUUAACACAGCUAGCUAGGCGUAGGCCCAGUGUCUGAUUCAGUAGGUCUGGGAACUUGCCUUUCUACCGAGUUCCCAGGUGAGGUCAAUGCUGCUGGUGUAGGGACCACACUGAGAACCACCACCCUGAAAACAAUUUUGCAACUACUCCCUUUAAGAUCAAGCUGAUUUAUCAAGCACUAGAGGAAAAAAGGAACUUGACCUUGGGCAGACACCUUGGGAUUGGAUUCUCUAUAGCAUUCCUGCUCGAUCUUCCCAGUUUCCAGGUUUAUCAUACCAACAACUGAUUUUUACAAGCUAGAAGACAAUGAAUGUAAAAGUUCUAUGGAACAGUGAAAUCAGUGUAUGCUUCUCGUCUUUGUAUUUAGAAACUUUGAUUCUACGGAUGAUCAUUUGUAUCAUGUUGACCCUUUGACUUGUACUGAGGUGAUUUUAAAUUUAAGUAUGUAGUGCUGGAGUUUUCUCUGUCCCUACAGUUUUAAUGAGAUGUUUCCAUGUUGAAUCCAUUACAGCCUUGGCUCCUGGCUUCCAGAAGUUUUUGAAUAGUUGCUUGCCAGUAGUUUAAUAUCCCCCAUUAGUCACCAAAAUAUCAGUGUAUCAAAAUAUUACACUAUUUGAUGUAUCUUCAUCUUUAACUGUCUGGUGUGAGUCAGUAUUUUAAUUACCUAUAUAUCUGUAAAGAGUCUACCAAAUGGCUUCAUGGAAUUUGCAAACUGAAUCAACUCCCUUUUGAGCAGUAAUGUGCCUAUUUUAAGAACUUUUCAGUAAAUGUAUUUGUGAACAUAUCUGCACAAUGGAGAACAUAUUCAUCUUAUCUUCCAAAUGAUGGGGAAAAUUUAAAAGUACAUCAAUAUGCUUUGGGAAUACAGUAAAAUCAUGCUAACUCACAUAUAAAUAGAGCCUUAGUUUAUUCCUUAAAUCUUUUUCAAUUCACUUUGGAAAUUCUUUUCCCAUUAAAAAAACAAAGGGAAUAAUUCAGGCCUCCC
This is a messenger RNA of Talpa occidentalis (Iberian mole), 12517 nucleotides long. It is a transcript of the gene ARFGEF3, whose product is annotated as ARFGEF family member 3. The record is from RefSeq and is a predicted model, not a curated record. The transcript has 34 exons. The coding region runs from base 30 to 6566 and encodes 2178 amino acids. NCBI's taxonomy places the organism in Eukaryota, Metazoa, Chordata, Mammalia, Eulipotyphla, Talpidae. Gene Ontology annotation, biological process: regulation of ARF protein signal transduction. Gene Ontology annotation, molecular function: guanyl-nucleotide exchange factor activity.